CAAAGCACGUGUACAUACACGUGCGAGUUUCGAGCGUGUGUCAAGACUAAGUGAUCUGACGUAUCAUCGUAACGCGCGCGUAUAUUUUUUUUCAUUAUAAUCUAGUUUAUUAAUCAGCAUUUAACGCACGUGGUUAAUCGUCAUGAAGUUUCUCUUCUUUCUCUCGCUUGCACGCGCGCGCACGCUGCGUUUGCUGCAUCUUUUUGCCUGCGAAAUUUUCCGCGAUUUGUAUAAAAAUUUUUACGAAUAUUCUUACGAUGAGGAUAAAUACCUAUGAUAUAGUUUGUUUGCCACCUGUGCAUAAACACUUAACGUGCGUUUCUAUAAAAUUAUCCUCAUGACGGAACUAUAGAUGGAAGACUUUACGUCGAUUUAUCGGUGGGAAAUCACAAGAUUCUACGCAUAAAUCCGAUCCUGUCAUCGAAUAGAAAUUAGUUGGAUGACUUGGCUGGCAAUUUCUUUGAGGGAAGAUACACUCGUCUUAUAUAUGCUCGCGUCCCGUGAUAAUUAUUUUGUUUGUCUCUUGCCUCGCCAAAUGUUUUACGUGGAAAUCCACGUGUCCUUAGGAAAUUUCCGAGAAUACAACGCGAGAACCGAAGAAGAACGUUUCGCCGCAUGGGUGCCUGGGUUGACGAACGUUUCGCGGAGGAGGAGGUGGUCCCAAGUAAUCAAAGUGCUACUUGGACUUGGAGAAUCCGGGGCCGCAAUUGCAAUGGUGGUGGACCGUUGCAUGGUCGACCGGGUGCCGACUAUCAAUCGCCAAACAACUUUACGUCGACCUGGUCGUCAGCAUCCCUGUUACCGUUGCGCCGUCAGUUCACCAGGCAGCUCUACGAGUGGCCUUGUUUACCGUUGUUUAAGUCAAGGACGAAACUAGACCUCUAUUGAAUCGAUCGUUUCGAUUUGACACGAGAAGGGCCGCUGAAAAUUCCCUUGCGAAAUACAGAGUUGCUCGAGUUUUUGUUACCGUGUGUGAUUGUUCGUGCGUAUGUGUCCAUAUGUGCGUAUCGUACAUCGUACGCGAUCGGUUUCACGGAGUGGAAAAUUGGAUCGCAAGUAUUUUGAUAUAUCGAGAAAAAAGUGAAUCGAGAAAGUGAGUAUCUCUCCCCCCUCCCGUAUUCUUCGUUUCUUCAGUAUGGCCGAGUGGACCAAGUUUAACGAUGCAGGAGACAAGCAGAUUCGACUCGACGAACGAAACUCGACGAAUGAUACGACGAGCGUAAGGCGAUCGUAUACCGAAACGAGCGACGAUGAGAUUAUCAACGAAAGUUCACAUAUGGCAAACGAUCAAAGCAAUAGCGAUUGUGAUGAUAAUCGCGAGGAGACGAUCGUCGUAGACUCGAGUUCGGUUCGGAGGGGAUCGGAAUACGUCAAUGGCUUCCGAAACAAUUCAUUGUCAGAGUCAAUGGAAAAUGCGCGAGAGGGAGAAGAGGUGAGAUUCGUGGAAAAGGAUUCGAGGGACGAACGAACGGAGCAAUCGGGCUCGAGGAUACGUCGGGAAGCUCGUCGAGAGUUGAAAGAAGCUUCGCAAAAUUUGCAAGGUUCGCCAAAGCGACCCAACAGCCUCUACAAGGAGGACGCGUCUAGUCCGCAGAAAUUGAAGGGCGUUUUCAAUGAGAGGGAUACAAUUUUCGGGUCUCCUACCAGGAUUCUGUCGUCCAAGAGUCACUCGUCGACCGAGAAGAGUACCGAGAAACUCGUCAACGGCAAGUCUCCUAAGGAGGAUAAGCAGCAGCAUCACGUGCAAUUCAACAAGGAGUCGUCGCAUCAAAAGCAACAGCUACGUCACGCCCCCGAGGAAAGGCCGCAUCCAAGCCCGUCAAUCUCCACGUCUACCACGAGCAGCUCCGAAGACAAUUCCAGCUUGGGACAACUUUGCGAGGCCAGGCCUCCCGACGGAGGUUGGGGCUGGGUCGUCGUAGCGGCCUCCUUUAUGGUAAACUUGAUCGCGGAUGGCAUUACUUUUUCCUUUGGCGUGAUAUACGUCGAAUUCCUCAAUUAUUUCGGCGAGGGCAAGUCCAAGACGGCGUGGAUCGGCAGUCUCUUCAUGGCGAUGCCAUUGUUAUCGGGACCGGUCGCGAGUUUUCUAACCGAUCGAUACGGAUGUAGAAAAGUAACGGUGGCCGGCAGCAUACUGGCAACAGCUGGGUUUGUUGUAAGUUCCUAUGCGAACUCUAUGGAAGUACUCAUCUUCACGUUCGGCAUCGUAGCAGGCUUCGGCUUGUCUUUGUGUUUCGUCGCGGCGGUGGUAAUCGUGGCGUAUUAUUUCGACAAGAAGAGAUCUUUCGCUACCGGUUUGUCGGUAUGCGGUAGCGGAAUCGGGACUUUCAUCUUCGCGCCCGUCACGCAAUAUCUCUUGGCGGAGUACGGCUGGAGAGGAACCACGCUGAUUCUCGCAGGAUUGUUUUCAAAUCUCGCUGUAUGCGGAUGUCUGAUGCGAGACCUCGAAUGGACUACCACUAGAGCGAAAGCGAAAACUCAAGAGAGGAAAAAGAAUCGGGAAAAGAAGAGAUCUAAGAUCCAGAGUUCCAGCGCAGACUCCUUCUCCGCAACCAGCUCCGCCAACACGACCACGCAAACGCCUCACGGUGAUUCUAAAAGAGGUUUUGCAUCGGCCAAUGCGAUGAUUAUCGAGAAUCUUCGGUCACAGGAUGGCGGCGAUGAGGAGAGCGGGGAGAAGUUAUUCUCUAGCUUGGUGAAUCUGCCUACCUUUGUUAAGAAUGGGGAGAGAGUACCUCUGGAGGUGUUGGAACUGCUCAGCACGAACAAGACCAUUUACAAUGUCCUCCUACAAAACUAUCCGAGUCUCUUGAUAUCGUCGAGGAGUUUCAGCGAUUCCGGGGCCCUCCAUGAUCAACUGAGUACACCCUCGGCCCGAUUUAUAUCCACGCCGAGUCCAUUGGCUGAAUUGCGAGCAACAACCGAAAGCAAGGACAAGGGCACGGACGAUCGAAUUUUGCACGACGAACAACAGAAGCAGCAGCAGCAGCAACAACAACAACAACAACAACAACAACAAGAACAACAACAACAGCAGCAGCAGCAGCAGCAACACCAGCAACACCAGUCGGUAGAACCAGCGUAUUUAUGGUGGCUGAGGAAAAUCGAUUCCGAUACUCCGUUGAGACGAUCUAGCACGUUGGAACAACCGAGGAGGCUGCCAACUGCCUAUUUGAAGGAUAUCAGAAUGCAUAGGCAUAGUCUGACUUACAGAGGCGCCAUGCUCAACAUCAAUCGAUAUCGUUUGAGAGCUUCGAGUUGCCCGGACAUUUACAGAAAUUCAAUGACUACGAUCGCCAAGACGAAGCUCGUCUGGUACGCUGGGCUCUGGGAAUUUUGGGACUUGAUCGUCGAUAUGCUAGACUUCUCGUACUUUGCCGAUCUGAGGUUCCUGCUGUUCGCUGUCAGCAAUUUUCUCUUGCACACGUGGUACGAUGUGCCUUACGUCUAUCUGACGGACAAUGCGAUCGAAGUUGGAUUUAGCGAGACGGACGCGUCUAUUCUGAUCUCGGUGAUCGGGAUCGCUAACAUGAGCGGCGAGAUUUUUCUGGGUUGGGCCGGCGAUAGGGCAUGGGUGAACGCGUCUAUCGUCUAUGCGGUGUGCAUGGCGCUCUGCGGUACCGUUACUGCUCUGAUACCGAUAGUUGUCAGCGAUUAUUACACUCUAUGUGCAGUCUCUGGUGCCUUUGGAUUAUUCAUCGCAGCAAAUUACAGUCUCACCAGCAUUAUCCUUGUCGAACUAAUCACCUUGGAGAGAUUCACGAAUGCUUAUGGUCUCUUGUUACUGGUUCAAGGAAUCGCCAAUCUGAUGGGUCCUCCGCUAGCUGGGUGGCUAUACGAUAUCACAGGCACAUACGAUCUGUCCUUCUACUUGGCGGGAUUGUUCAUUGCGUUAAGCGGCGUAUUGUUAUUAGUAAUGCCUUUGAUCGGUUUGUACCGAAAGUGUCGAAACGAAUCUAGGGGGGUAACUACCGAGAAGGAUUUCGAUGCGAUAAACUGUGUGUAAAUAUGUCGAUAUUUAUUGAAGGAACAAGAGCCCCAGAGACAAGCAACCGUUGUCGAUGGUUCUGUCGCAAAUUGGAAUCGCGAUGGCAAGAGAUAUCAAAGGAAUUGCAACGCAGAUUGCGAAAAUUGCUACAGGCACCCUUAAUUUCGUGGUGAGGUCAUUUCACUGGCGACAUGCUAUUCACAAGUCUCUCGAGCCGGCUGUGGUGUAAUUACAUAGUUAUAAUUAUAGUUUGUCGUAACACCCUUGUUUGUCGUAACACGGGUUCAUUGACUUUCCGUGAUGAUUAAUGCGAGCGACUCGAGGAAUGUUAUAUAAAGUAAAAUUGUAUGGUGACAAGAGAGCCGCACAUAAGUGGAGUGUUGCACUUCUCCGCUAUAUUAUAUUAUAUUAUAUUAUCAGUCGAUGUUUUACCAAAGCUUUGCGAAAGUUAUCAGGUCGUUUCUAAUUUCUUGGACAUUGCGCAAGAAAAAUUAUUUCGGGAAUAUAAGCAUAGUUCUUUUUUAAUAUUUUCAAUAGCGUAGCGCGAUAUUACGAUAUAGUAAUAUAUGUACAAAUUAGGCAUAUGCCGAUUGCGAUAAUAUAAAGCCAAGGGUCUGCGGAAGGCUCGCUACGAACCACGUUUUGACGUCGAUGAUCGUAUCUUGCUCGAAUGGAUAUAUAUUGUGUUCGCACGGCAACGACUAACAAUAAGUUAAAUUUCGAAUCUCAGGAUACUACCAGCACGUGAUGCUGCAUAUGUAGUGGUUCGAAAUAGGCACUUCUAGUGUCCUGGUUUGCGUGUACAGAAAAAAACAUAUAAGUUCUAUGCAUGUUUGUAGUCGCUAUCUCUUCAUCGAGCGACGUGUAUGUAUUCUCAAGCUAGACAGACUGUACAGCUGACAAUUGACAAGUUAUCCUCUCUCCUUUGGAUAACGCGAAAAAUAUUGUAAAUUAAUCGCGUCAUACAGAGCCUGAGCCUGAGUUUUUGUAAUCGUCUUCGUACAACGCGUGUCCUUCGCGUAUACGAGUUUCGCGAGUUACUUUCGCAUCGUUGGAUCGUAAUUGAGUUUGAAUUUCAAAUUAUAAUACUAAUUUAAAUUAACUUUUGAUUUCAUUUGCAUCUAAUUCAAUAUUACACUUCAGUCGGAUAAAAAUGCCAAUGCGCUUAUUAUCGUAAUAAGUUUCGUUCAACGACUAAUGAAUGCAAAAACUCGAGAUGUAUAAAUGUAAUGAAUUGGGAUAGCAAUUUUUUUUCUUUUUUUUUCCAUGUAGAGCGCAAUAAACGUAUUUCGUAGGAAAAACACGUCUAUAAAAUAGACAUGGGUGUGUAUAGAAUUUCUGUGAUCGUAAAUUUGAGAUACGCCGGGGGACACGACGUCACCAUUGUAGCGAUUUACAAUCGUAUGCAAUAACGAACUGUACGAAAAGUUACUAGUGUACCGCGAAAGGUGUUAACGUGAACACGAUAGAGUAUGAGUGAUGAAGAAAGAGUCUUUAUUCCCAUCCUGGAAGGUUUUUAAAUAGAAUGUAUUGUAUACAUAUUAUAUAUUACUUAGCGAAAUAAACAUUUUGCUAUUCAUCGCGCGAUAGCGAUCAACGCAGUACGACAUAGAGGUUCUUUAAAACUAGUCAAAAUCGCACUGUACGAUAUUUUAGGUAUUAUCGAUUCCACCAGGAGAAAUUUUAUAUUCCAAAAAGAUAUCUCUUAUAUUGUAUAUGUAGUCAUAGGAAGAAUACACGUACGUAUAUAACAUUACGAGGCCUUUAUACGGAGAAACAAAGUACGAAAGAUAUUUACCGCUUUCACAGAUAUUAAUAAUUAGAUCGUUUAGGCAGCAACAGCAACGACCGCGUAACGAGUUUCGAAUAUUUGUUAGAGUGCCGAACUGACCGAAUAUAAUUUCAUACCCGCGGCGAAAGUAGGUAUCGUAUAAUUGUCGCUUGCAAUCGAUCGCACGUUUGAUUUAGAAUUUAGAUACACACAAAUCGAUCGAUGUCUCGUAAUCACGUAACCGGUGCCAAGUCUAAAUUCUGAGAGUGCAAUACGUUGUUUCCCAGCAUAUACGCUCGUCGUACACAUCGGGCGUACGUAUUAUAUGAUAUGUACGUACGCAGCCUUAUAUGGCAUCUACGAAAUGAGUAUAAAGCAAUAUUUUAAUAUAAAAAGGAAAAUUGUGUAUUUCAUAUAUUUACGAUAUCAAGUUGCCGGCUUCACACGAGAGUCUAAUGACUUUCUCAACGGUAAUAUUAAGCGAUAGUUAUUAAGACGAGGAACCCGGGACGCAAAUAAUCUGCGUUUAUCACAAAGGAUAAAUGAGCACUUUUAAUAGAAUAUCGAUCGAAAAGAAAAUCUCAGAGUGAUUCCUUCCAGUAGAAAAGAGUAUUAAAAAAAAAAGAAAAAAAAAAUUGUAGAAGGGAAGAAGCAAGCAAACGUCGCAACUCGAAUGACGUUUCGAUAAUCAGCUUUAUAUUGUGUGAACGUCGUAUGUCAAAGUCAAGUAGAGUUUUUCAGGAUUCUACUGAAAAAUCUUGAAUUAUAUUUGCAACAAUUCUAAUCAUUAAUUAUAGGUCGUUACUAUAUAUCGAUCUAGCGCGUGUCCCUAUUAUAAUGCAUCCGAUACCUCACGUGUACAUAUAGCAUAUAGCUAUGCUAUAUGUAUAAAAUGUGAUCCGAUACACCUAUUGGUGCAAAACAUUACCGAUCUGAACGCGUACGUUCUUGUUGACUCUUAAAUAUAUUAAUUAAAGGAAUGAAUCUAUGAUUAUAGUCUUA
Molecule: messenger RNA, 6761 nt
Organism: Temnothorax curvispinosus
Lineage: Eukaryota; Metazoa; Arthropoda; Insecta; Hymenoptera; Formicidae
Exons: 4
Coding region: 1136-4006 (956 amino acids)
Biological process (GO): monocarboxylic acid transport; transmembrane transport
Molecular function (GO): monocarboxylic acid transmembrane transporter activity
Source: RefSeq, a predicted model, not a curated record